Tigriopus californicus is the source of this 1578-nucleotide messenger RNA. RefSeq names its product voltage-gated purine nucleotide uniporter SLC17A9-like (gene MFS18). Bases 1 to 1392 code for a protein of 463 amino acids. The record is from RefSeq and is a predicted model, not a curated record. Lineage: Eukaryota; Metazoa; Arthropoda; Copepoda; Harpacticoida; Harpacticidae. Gene Ontology annotation, biological process: transmembrane transport. Gene Ontology annotation, molecular function: transmembrane transporter activity. The transcript is spliced from 9 exons.
AUGAUAAAAAAUAUGAAAACCACGGACUUUAGCGACAACCUCCUGGAUGCUCACGGGGGGAGCCCCGCACAAAUCUACCUGAAAAUUUCCUCCGACCCCAUGGAUGCGCAGAAUGAGGCAUCUGGGCAUCAUUGGACCAGACGAGAGAAAUAUGCCUGGUUUUUCACUCUGCUUUUCGGUACUACGGCUGUGUACGCCUCUCGCACCACGAUGCCGUUGGUGGCACCCGCUGCGGCCAAAGACUUAGCUUGGACCAAAACAGAAGUGGGCACCGUGCUCUCUUGUUUCUUUUGGGGCUAUACACUCACUCAGAUCUUGGGUGGAUACCUGAGCGACCGAUUUGGUGCCGAACGGGUUCUGCUUGCUUCCGGCAUUGUUUGGGGCUUCAUCACCUUCUGGUUCCACCAAAUUGUCUACUUGGUGUCGGAUCAUGAAAUGGCACUAAAUCUGAUUGUGCUCUCGCGUGUUGUUUUGGGAGCGGCUCAAGGUGUUCAUUUUCCGGCUUUGGCCAGUAUCUCCAGCACUAACCUGAACGUUCGGGAUCGUUCAUUCUUCUUCAGUGCUACCACGGCUGGUAGUGCUUUUGGCACAUUGUUAACUGGUACCUUGGGUUCCUAUUUAAAUGAAAGCUUUGGCUGGCCUCACGUCUUUUAUGCCAUUGGUCUGAUUUCCUUGGUUUGGGUGUCCGUGCUCAAAUACUACGCCAUGGAGCUGAAUCGAAACAGAAAACAGAUCCUGGGCCUCUCAGCUACUUCGGCCUUAUUGGGCAAUAGAGUGCCCUCAAAAUCCAACGUCCCAUGGUUGAAAUACCUUCGACAUCCUUCCUUAUGGGCGUGCAUCGUGUGCCACUUUUGUCAGAACAAUUGCUUCUUCAUCCUGUUAUCAUGGCUCCCUACUUACUUCCAUGACAAUUUCCCCGAGGCCAAGAGCUCCAUUUUCAAUGUGGUUCCUUGGCUUCUCAUGGUUCCAGGCAUUGUUUGUUCCAGUCUCCUCAGCAAUCGCCUAAUACACAGUGGAUAUUCGGUGGGACAAACGCGAAAAAUAGUGGAGGCCGUGGCUCUUCUCACUGAAGCUGUAUGCUUAGUUCUUAUAGGUUGGAUCAGAGUGUUUAAAGUUUGUCUGGGUUUGACUACUCUGGCCAUUUUUGCCAGUGCCUUCCAUAAGUUUGGCACCGUUCCAAAUGCGGUAGAUAUCGCCCCCAAACACUCUGGCAGCGUAUUCGGAAUUGUUAACACGGCAGGAUCCUUUGCAGGCUUUGUUGGAGUUUACAUUGCUGGAUACAUCCUCGAACUCUCUGGAAGCUGGUCCGCCGUUUUCAAUCUAACAGCGGUCAUUAAUUGCGUGGGUCUGUUCACGUUUGUUAUGGCGGGAAGUGGGCAACCUAUUCUCUGAGUAUUGACCAAAGAUCAUGCUUUUCCUGGACACUUUUUACAUCUACAGAGUAGACCUGUGAUACAAUUCAACCACUCUACAAUCAUCAGUUUGUUGUGAUACAAGUUUCUUUUUAAUGUGUUUGAACUCUCUAAAUAUGUCGUGUAUUUAAAGAAGAACAAUACAAUCGAACAUCAUGCACUUUAA